Styela clava is the source of this 1923-nucleotide messenger RNA. RefSeq names its product arylsulfatase-like. The record is from RefSeq and is a predicted model, not a curated record. Lineage: Eukaryota; Metazoa; Chordata; Ascidiacea; Stolidobranchia; Styelidae. Gene Ontology annotation, molecular function: arylsulfatase activity.
UUGGUCACAUAACAUAUUAUAUAACUGGAAAUUACUAUUCGUCAUGAUGAAACUAAAUAAAUCAUACGUGAUAGCUACAUUUGCCGGACUAACAAUGGUUGCAGUAAUGGGCAGCGCUGUGUACGUGUAUCUUCCGGAGCCAUCGAAUGGAAAGCACCCGCCCAAUGUUAUCAUCAUGCUCGCGGACGACGUGGGAUAUGGCGACCUACAAUCCUAUGGACAUCCAACUCAGGAACGAAACCCAAUUGAUCGAAUGAUAAAUGAAGGAAUUAAGUUUACGGAUUUUCACAGUCCUUCUCCCAUGUGUUCUCCAAGUAGAGCUUCGAUUUUAACAGGUCGCUAUCCGAUACGCGCUGGAAUUUUUGGACACGGAAAUGUUUUUGCCCCACACUCGUCAGGUGGUCUACCAAAACGUGAAAUAACUUUACCGGAAAUACUCAAAGAGGGAGGCUACAAAACUGGAAUGGUUGGAAAAUGGCAUCUGGGAAACAACGCAAAAAAUCGAACAGAUGGAGAAUAUUUGCCAUAUCACCAUGGAUUUGAUUAUGUGGGAACAAUUCUUCCUCAUUCCCAAAUGUGGGCUUGUGAUCCCAAAAAGUAUAAAGUCUCACAGAUGAGAUCGUGCUUUUUAUAUCGAAACGAUACACUCAUUGAACAGCCUAUCAAUCUCAAUACAUUAACUCCAAGACUUGUGAAGGAUACGAAAAAUUUUAUCACCGAUAACAAGGACCGUCCGUUCUUUUUCCUAUUAUCAUUCCCACAAACUCAUUCCGCCGUAUUUGCCAAUCCUUCAUUUUAUGGAAAAUCAAAACGAGGUAUAUACGGAGACGCUGUAAAUGAAAUGGGCUGGGCAGUUGGAGAGGUGUUAGAUCACUUAGUCGAGGUUGGAAUUGAAAAAGACACAUUUGUAGUAUUUUUAUCGGAUCAAGGACCUCUUAAAGAUGGAUGCAAAAAUGGCGGUGUGACAGGAUUCUACAGAGGAGGGAAAGCAACUACUUGGGAUGGAGGUAUUCGAGUUCCAGCUGCGGCGUGGUGGCCAGGAACAAUUAAAACUAAUCAAGUCAGUGAUACAACACUGAGUAUGAUGGAUUUAUUCCCGACUAUAUUGAAGUUUUCAGGUCUAUCGAAUCAUACGAUCUUGGACAAGGUUACAAUAGAUGGAAAAGAAAUAAACGAAAUACUAUUAGAAGGAAAUAAGGAAUCGCCCCACGAAGCGCUUUUCUAUUACUAUGGCGAGGCACUGAAUGCCGUACGUUACGAGCGAUAUAAAAUUCAUUAUUACACGAUGUCUUUUGUCAAGGACGCCAUGAACAGUCUCGGAGAUCAGAGAUGCGACUACACAAACUUCUUCUCCAUUGAACAGAUAGUUUUUGGUUUCAAGAGCAGAUCCACGAAGCAUGAUCCGCCUCUUAUAUUUGACAUUGUGGCCGAUCCAGAAGAGAUAGUUCCACUGGACCAAUCAGACCCCAAAUACAAAAAUAUAUUGAAAAAGGUUGAUGAUAUAGUGCAGGAUCACAAGAAGUCUAUCGUUCCCGUUGAGUCAGAAGUUGACAAGCCAAGGAUUUUAGAUCUGAUUCCAUGCUGCAAUUAUCCUAGAUGCACCUGCAAUUACAAUGAAGAAAUAAUGAAAGAAUAGUUCAUUAAAUUUGCCCUUAAAACAUACAAUCACAAUUGUAUGCAUUCGGUGAUGCAGGUGGAAAAUAUAUGAACAACAUCAUUAAACCGGGUUGCUUGUUCACAACUAACCGACAUCUUUGAGUUCUAGUCCUGUAGAUUGUCAUAUAUAUAUAUAUACUUGUAAUCAUGUUAUUAACGUAAGUAAUUAUCAUCCCCCAUUCAUUUCAAAUAGUAAUAAAAUUAUGUAAAAAAUAAUAACGAUUAUGAAAAAUUAAAAUUAAUGAAUAAAAACUUCAUUCUUCUGUA